Messenger RNA from Henningerozyma blattae CBS 6284, 2145 nucleotides. RefSeq names its product phosphatidate phosphatase APP1 (gene APP1). Gene Ontology annotation, molecular function: phosphatidate phosphatase activity. Lineage: Eukaryota; Fungi; Ascomycota; Saccharomycetes; Saccharomycetales; Saccharomycetaceae. The record is from RefSeq and is a predicted model, not a curated record. Gene Ontology annotation, cellular component: actin cortical patch. The coding region runs from base 1 to 2145 and encodes 714 amino acids. The transcript has a single exon.
AUGAUGCAGGCCGAUUAUAGAAAUGUAUCGUAUCAAAAUAUCGGUCAAGGAUAUCCAAAUAACAACAACAAUAAUUCUAAUGAUAGUAUUUUAAAACAAUCAAAUGAUAGACAUGAUACCGAUUCUAUGCGACCAGAUAAUAAUAAUAACAUUCAUACAAAUUAUAAUACUCCCAACGUCAUGAGUAAAAGGCAAAGGUUACGUGAUUUGGUACGAUCCACAAAGGAUUAUUAUUUACCUACUAUUACUUCUACUAUUACCCAAAAGACUAGAGAAGGUAUUAAAGCUGUAAAUAAUACUACUGCAGGGUUAUAUUCCCAUGAUCCUUAUUCAGUAAACGGUAUUCCAUUUAACGUGGAUAUUCACUAUUAUCCAACUUAUUCCACAUAUAAUGAUGAAUUGAAAAAAUUCGAGACAGUUAUAAGGUUGGGUGUUGGUGCACCAGGUGAUCCUAAAUCCAAAAGGAAUAGAAUCAUUAUGUCAUUAUGUAAACGUUAUUUAAGAACAGGUAAUGAAGAAAUAUUUGAUUCACCUAUGUCUAGUAGAACCACCUCAAGAGAUAUUACUCCAACAAACACAAAUCCUAAUUUUGAACCGAAUUAUUAUUUAAAUUCUCCUAAUUCAUCGUCUUCUGAUUUCUCAAAUGAUUCUGGAUAUAGCCGUUACAGUUAUAACAAUGGUGAUAAUUCUCAUAACAUGGGUCGAUACGGUUUAUCUAGUCGUCCUAAUUCAAACCAAUUAAACUAUGCAGACUCCUAUUCGGAUAUAUCAGAUAGUUAUCAAAGUGAACUCGAUAUUUUACAGACCCGUGUUAAUGGGUUUUUAGAGAAAAAAGUUCCUAAUCUUCCAGUAACAAUUGAAUUAAUUGCUAAUCCAGAUGAUGAUUGUACAACUGCAAGCCAUAAUAGUAUGGGAAGUAGCGAUGGUUAUGAUGAAUUUGAUGACAGUGAUGAUAAUGAAAGUCAUCUUUCGAUUAAAAAUAAAUAUAAUUUGGAUAUUUCUAAAUCAAAUUCACAUAAUGAUGUUUCAUUGAAUAAAACAUAUUAUGCAACAACUGAUUAUUUUGGAGAUAUAUAUUUAAGAACAAAGACAAAUUUUUUACCAACUCAAAUGAGAAUUACUUUAAAUUUACCGGACAAUUUCCCCAAACAAGUUUCAAAACGAUUUGCAAUUGAUUUUAUCAAAGGUGACGGUGUGGCUUUAAUUAGUGACAUUGACGAUACUAUUAAGCAUACCGGUGUUACAGGGGAUAAAAUGUCCAUGUUCCGUAACGUAUUUAUACAUCCAUUAGACUCUUGGUUAAUUGACGGUUUACCAAACUGGUACAACAAUUUGCAAGAUCAACUUGAUGUAGAUUUUUUUUAUGUUUCAAAUUCACCUCUACAAAUGUUUCAAUCAUUAGAAGAUUAUAUUCAAACAUAUUAUCCUCCUGGACCGUUAUAUCUUAAACAAUAUUCGGGCAAUUUGUUAUCAAGUAUUAUGGUAUCCAGUGCUUCAAGGAAGUUGGAACCCAUAACUAGAUUAAUGAAAGAUUUUCCAAGUAAGAAAUUUAUCCUUGUAGGAGACUCAGGUGAACAAGAUUUCGAAGCCUAUAUUGAUACUGCAUUGAAUUUUAAGGAUCAAGUAAUUUCUAUUUAUAUUCGUUGUUGUAAAAACUCAAUGAGUGAUUUCCCAGAAAAAGAACAACAAGUAAUGUUUGAAUUAAAUGAAUUAAUUCGAGAAAAUUAUACUGAUACAUUUCUUCGAAAGCAACGCAGUAAAUCUAAAAAAGCCCCACCAAUCCCCACAAAAAAGCCUAUUUUGACACCAGAGCAGAUAAGGAAGAUUAAAAAUUCACGUACGAUAAAUAAAGUGCAUGUGUCAUUGCCUCAACCACCAUUGACACCAAGAAGAGCUCAAACAACAAGUAGUUUUAAAAUUGGAAGUCAUAUCGAUUUAGAUUUCGAUUCAAGAAGAACCGCGCCUUCAGUGUCAACAGUCAUAUAUGAUAAAAAGGAAGAAACAUGGAAGCGUAGAGUUAAUGAUGGGUUGAAUUUACUAAAAUCAAUUGAUCCAACUUCUCAAGGUAUUAGUUUGAUGUUCUUUAAUGAUCCAAAUGUUGUGUGUAAAGAUUCAUUUGAAGAAAUAGAAAAUUUAAGAACGUAA